AUGAGUGUAACUCCUCACGAGGACCCCCAAGACUUUGUUGACGAUGAGAAUGGCAAUCUAGCAAGCGGAGCCAACGAUGACGAGGGUGAUGAUGCUCUUCCACAAGACCUGUCUCUUGGAGACCUUGACAUAACGUCCUCGGACGUAUCUUUGAAAGGGGUAGAGGACGAGCUGGACACAUAUGCGGGCCAUGAGGUGCUGCGCGCAAUACUGGACCAGGGUUGUGAUCCCAAGGAAUAUGGCAGGCACUACGAGGCUCGGUUGCGCCAGGCUGAGCUGGAGUCCAUCCAGGACUAUCUGUCUGAAUCAGACAACCUCAUCAGCAGCUGCGACAGUAUCCUGGCGACAAUGGAGGGAAUGCUGGGCAAGUUUCAGGCGGAUCUGGGCAAUAUCAGCAGCGAGAUCCGAGCGCUGCAGGAGCAGAGCCAGUCCAUGAGCGUUCGCCUGCGCAACCGCAAGGCAGCUGAGGCCAAACUGGGCACCUUUCUAGACAACCUCGCCCUUCCCCCGGCCCUCAUCGAUGGCAUUCUCCUCGCACCCCCUGAUGCUGGCUUUGCGGAGCAUCUGCUGGCGCUGCACAAGAAGCUGGAAUUUGUGAGGGGCAACGAGAUGGCGGCCAAGUCGGCAGCCAUGCAUGACAUUGCUCCAGAGCUGGAGCGGCUGCGCGCCAAAGCUGUCACCAAGUCACGAGACCUCCUCAUGGCCAGGAUCUACCAGCUGCGCAAGCCCAAAACCAACAUCCAGAUCCUGCAGCAGAACGUGCUGCUGAAGCAGAAGUACCUGGUCACCUUCCUGCGCCAGCACGGCCCCGAGGUGUUCCAGGAAGUGCGCUCGGCAUACGUGGACACACUGUCCCGCGUGCUCUCCGCCCACUUCCGCUCCUAUCUGGCUGCCCUGGAGCGCUUGCAGGAGGAUCUGGCGGGUCCAGCGGAUGUGAUUGGGGAGGCGCCGGGGGCGGGGGUGGGCGGCGUGAUGGCGAAUCUAUUCGCGCGCGGGGCCAAUGCGGCGCACAGGGAUGCCUUUGCGCUGGGCGAUCGCGGCAACAUCCUGCACCACCUGGAGCAGGCCGCCAUCAUCCCCCACGUCGCCGAGUCCGAGUCCAAGAAGGCCCCCUUUGAGGUGUUGUUCAGGAGCGUGAACAAGCUGCUCAUGGACACAGCGACUGCAGAGUACCUCUUCUGCUGCGACUUCUUCCAGGAAGACACCAUCUUCAAUGAGCUCUUCGCAGCAACGCUGGCCGUGGUCGAAUCAGCGCUUGCAGCAUCUUUGCAGGAGACGUUUGACUUGGUGGGCCUGCUGCUGAUGAUCAGAAUAAACUACCACCACCAGCUGAUCAUGAACAAACGCCGCAUCCCCUGCCUGGACGACUACUUGGACCGCACCAACCUCCUGCUCUGGCCCCGUUUCAAGGUGAUAUUGGACAUGCAGCUGAGCAGCAUGAAGGCGUACACCCCGCCCAACUUCGGGCAGGACCCUUCGCUGCACUUCAUCACCCAGCGCUACGCCAUGCUCACCACCUCUCUCCUGCUCCUAAACGCAGACUACCAGGAUGGGCAGAUGGAUCACAAUAUAGACCGGCUGCGCUUUGCUGCAAUGGAGGUGCUGCUGCGCCUGUCCAAGCGCUUUGCACGCAGGCGCCUGGGCACCAUCUUCGUCAUCACCAACUUCCACCACAUCGUGCAGCUGCUUCGCGAGGCUGCCAGCAGGGGAGGGCACAUGGCUCACGCCGCUGGCACAUCGCCGCCUCCCCCCACCGCCCCUCUAGGAGCCAGCGGCGCAGAGACGAUCAAGGAGUUCGAGGACCAGUUAACAGCGUGCACAAACAUCUAUGUGGAGGAGGCGUUGGUGCAGCAGUUUGUGGACCUGGUGCGCUUUGUGACAGAGGCGGAGGCCGCUGCCAAGGCCGGUGGCGUGGCCGAGGGCUCCCAUGCGCCGGGGUAUGGCCCCCAGCAGGCCGCGCCCAUCAUGAAAGACUUUGCCUCACGCUGGACCGCCGCCAUAGAAGCCCUCAACAAGGAGACGAUGAAGGAUUUCAGGAGCAGCGCAUGCGGGCGGGAGGUGCUGAAGGCGGCCAUGACGCAGCUGCUGCUGUACUACACGCGCAUGCUGGAGCUGCUCAAGCGCGCCGGCCCCGAGGGCGCAGCAGUCGUGCGCGACGCUGUCACCAUCCCCAGCAUCAUGUACGAGAUCAAACGCUUCAACCGCGCUUGA
This is a messenger RNA of Coccomyxa subellipsoidea C-169, 2211 nucleotides long. RefSeq names its product Vps52-domain-containing protein. Gene Ontology annotation, biological process: retrograde transport, endosome to Golgi; endocytic recycling; Golgi to vacuole transport. The record is from RefSeq and is a predicted model, not a curated record. The transcript has 13 exons. Lineage: Eukaryota; Viridiplantae; Chlorophyta; Trebouxiophyceae; Coccomyxaceae. Gene Ontology annotation, cellular component: GARP complex. Bases 1 to 2211 code for a protein of 736 amino acids. Gene Ontology annotation, molecular function: syntaxin binding.